UUUUAGCCUAUAUCAAAUAGUUCUAAGCUAUUCCUGCAUCUUACAAGAUGCAUACUUUAUACGUGUUAUUUUCAACUGUAAUCAUCGGUUGUGUUUUCUCCGAACAACACGGAAUCAACUAUUUUCAAAAUCGACUGAAAAGAAGCAUUCAUAAAAAUGUAGCAACAAGAAGCUGUUUUGACGAGUUUGAAGUUUGUCGAAAAAAUCCGAAAUGUCGAAUUGCAUUGAUGGGACUUGAUGAUAAAUGCAAAGUGGUGUCUGAACGUUGCAGCGCUGAGAUGGUUGAUCUUCCCAGAUGUGGUCAAAUAAUGGAUCAUCUUUUUCAGUAUGGAUUUCCGCAAACAAAAUGUAACUGUGAUCAGAAUUCAGAAGAAUGUAACAAACUACAUGAAAAGAUUUACAACAAUCCUUGUUUCGGAUCUAUUCGACAUUUGCGAAAGCUAAAUAUAUUUCCAAAAGAAGUGAAUGCAUACGACGCCGCAAAAGGAUUUGAAACAACCACAACUUCACCAGUUCGUGUUACGUCACAAAGUAACGUUAACAUGAAAUCGGGAAUCGCUGGCACAACCCAAAAAGAAACAACAAUGUCGUUUUUUGAUGAGGUUUUCGGCGGAAGAAAGUCUACUCAUUCCGAAUAUCAAACACAAUCCAAUAUCUCUGGGGAGAUGAUUACUUCUAGUCCAUUUGCCAAAAACAAAUCUCGUAGAAAAGACAAUGUCAAACGUCAUCAAAGAAUUGCAAAUUCUCGGAUAAAAGUCGGCGUAAUGUCUUUCGAAAAACCAAAACUGGGUCAGAACGUUGCUGCUCAUCAACCAACAAUGACGACAACUGCUUUAUUGAAGAGUACAAUAGUUCCCAGGAGGCAUGUCAAAACAUCAGAGGGUCGCAAUGUUGAACUGAUGCGCGAAAAUAAAGUGUUUGCAACGUUUGAGAUGAAAGAUAACAAAGGACGCGUUGAAGUCAAGAUUCCAACUGAAUACGAAUGGAAAGAAGAAAAUACAGACUUCAAAGCAAUUGCUAUCAUUUUUGGAAUAUUGCUUGGAAUGUUUAUGAUUGCUGCGAUUGUACUUUUCAUUUGGACAAGGACGAAAAAGUCGAUUUUUCAUAAACGUGGAAAAUUAGUUCAAGAAAAUUCUCGAGAUGAAGUACCAGAUCACAAUUUCUCGACAAAUAGACUUUAUAAUAACAAUCACCGACUUAACGUAUGAAGAAAAGAGAAUAGUUAUUGAAAAAUUAGGGAAGGCAAACCUGACACUCCCUAUUGCAAGUUAUACAGAAACGGAAAUUAAAAAAGAACUUGGCAUCAAGACAUGGCAAUAAAUAGUACUAUGUAUAAACAAGCGAAUUGUAUGAGUAUAUUAUUCAACUGUAGGCUACUACCAUUAUUUCUUCAAUUUAUUUGUAUGGUUUUCCCAAACUAACAAAGUCUUAACGUAAAACCCUCAAUGUAACAAUUCAAAUAUUAUUUGUUGAUACUGAUAACAUUCUACAAUAUUAUUUAUUAUACUCUACUCAAACACUGUCAAUAGUCUAUCUUAGACUUGCAUCACACAUUUAUUAUUUCUCGCUAUUUUAAAUUUCUAAACCCAAUUCCUACGAACGGUUUUGCGAUUAUACUCGAAUAUCUUUCUAUUUUCAUAUUCCUACCUGUUUUACUGCGCAUAAAUGUGACUUCUAAAAUCAUUGCAAAGUAAAGAAUAUUAAUUUGAAUACUGAGUGAGAAUCAUUUUGAUUGGGUUUUGAGUGGAACAGAAGUAUAUUACUUCAUUUAUGAGUGCAUGGUAUCCUCAAUUACGUUUCCGAAUGAGUCGCACAUUAUGACUUUAUGUAUUAUUUAUUUGUUAUUUUUUUUUACUUUCUUCAGGUUUAGUGCAAUACAGUGUUUCUUUUUUUACGUUUUAAUAAAAAUUAUUC
Molecule: messenger RNA, 1914 nt
Organism: Styela clava
Lineage: Eukaryota; Metazoa; Chordata; Ascidiacea; Stolidobranchia; Styelidae
Source: RefSeq, a predicted model, not a curated record